Molecule: messenger RNA, 432 nt
Organism: Oncorhynchus gorbuscha (pink salmon)
Lineage: Eukaryota; Metazoa; Chordata; Actinopteri; Salmoniformes; Salmonidae
Product: small ubiquitin-related modifier 3-like
Exons: 4
Coding region: 97-420 (107 amino acids)
Biological process (GO): protein sumoylation
Cellular component (GO): nucleus
Molecular function (GO): ubiquitin-like protein ligase binding; protein tag activity
Source: RefSeq, a predicted model, not a curated record
CAAACAGAAGACGGAGAGAGUUGGGGAAAAAUAAGCGCAAACAUUUAGCAAUCUGUCCGUAAGUUAGUACAUAUCAGAGCAUUAACUAGUUACACAAUGUCUGAAGAAAAGCCAAAGGAAGGAGUGAAGACUGAAAACGACCACAUCAACCUUAAGGUUGCAGGUCAAGAUGGGUCAGUAGUCCAGUUCAAAAUUAAAAGGCACACUCCGCUCAGCAAGCUGAUGAAGGCGUACUGCGAAAGACAGGGUUUGUCAAUUAGACAGAUACGGUUUAGGUUUGACGGACAGCCAAUCAACGAGACCGACACACCUGCACAGCUUGAGAUGGAAGACGAGGAUACUAUUGAUGUAUUUCAACAACAGACCGGAGGAGGCUCCUUCCUCUCAGAGGCUUCUCUUAAAGGUGUAUGGACCCUCUGAGGCGCCUCCCCC